Molecule: messenger RNA, 836 nt
Organism: Cyphomyrmex costatus
Lineage: Eukaryota; Metazoa; Arthropoda; Insecta; Hymenoptera; Formicidae
Product: protein OPI10 homolog
Exons: 4
Coding region: 246-836 (196 amino acids)
Biological process (GO): protein import into nucleus
Cellular component (GO): nucleus; cytosol
Molecular function (GO): nuclear import signal receptor activity; Hsp70 protein binding
Source: RefSeq, a predicted model, not a curated record
CACAGAGAAUGCAUUGCCAAUAGCAUAUUGCGUGCGUCAUGCGUACCUUUUAUAAUACACGGCGAUAAAUUAUUCAGUGAUUAAUCUUUCACUGCCGAAUAAGCAUUUUCCCGCCUUUCCAUUUCGCCUUCAGCGAAUCAUCGUUGGCGUCAGACACGCAGUGUUGGGCAAGCGAGUUGGAAAUCGCAUCACUGUUCUGUGUAAUAAACGGGAUACAAUAGAAUAAUCUAGAUGUGUCAGCAAAAAUGCUUGGUAUAAUAGUAGCUGGACGACUCGUCCAAACUGACUUUCAACAAGUUGGUGAGAAUCAAUUCUUGAUUACUAUACCUGAUGCUGACAAUAUAAACCAUAUAGUGGUGUUUCUGACUGGUAUUAUUCCUUUUCUAGAUGGUAUGGGAGGUGCAGUAUACUUUAGUUGGCCAGAUCCAAAUGCACCACCUAAUUGGCAAUUUCUUGGAUAUAUUUCCAAUUCUAAGCCAUCGGCCAUCUUCAAGAUAUCGAAUUUGAAGAAAAAUCAUGAAUUUGUGAAUAGCAAUUUAGGGAUUUUUGGGGUUGGUAAGAUUUCACAUUUUGCACAGAUCGGUGUGUCAGUUGAACCAUUGAUAGUGAUUGAGCAACAGAUAGCUGCCGUUGCUGCAACUACAACUAAUUCUUUCAUGGAAUUCGUACAAAAGAUGUUGACAAGUUUUGUGAAUUAUGUAACCAGUUUUACAGUGACACAAGCGCAAAUGACACCAAAUCCUACUGAGAACUUUGUGCCUUUGUCUACUUUACAGGGCUGGUAUGAGACCUUUGAGAGGCGGUUACAGCAGAAUCCUAAUUUUUGGAAGUCGUGA